Nicotiana tabacum (common tobacco) is the source of this 684-nucleotide messenger RNA. Its product is annotated as acid phosphatase 1-like. Gene Ontology annotation, molecular function: acid phosphatase activity. NCBI's taxonomy places the organism in Eukaryota, Viridiplantae, Streptophyta, Magnoliopsida, Solanales, Solanaceae. The record is from RefSeq and is a predicted model, not a curated record.
AUUCCUCACUCUCUCCACAAUAAGUAGCUCUACACAAAUGAACUAAAAAACCCAACUUUCUCAUCAAUUUCUUCAACUUUUUUUUCUCUCCCUAAAACAAUGGCAAAAAAACUUGGAAUUUUCUUUGCAAUAUUUUGCAUUCUUUUAACUUCAUCUUUUGCAGAUUGGAACAUCUUGAAAGAACAUACAACCAAUAGUGGUCUUAAAAUCAGUCUCAAGAAUUAUUGUGAAAGUUGGAGAAUGAAUGUUGAGUUGCACAAUAUUAGAGACUAUGUUGUUGUACCUCAAGAAUGUGUUUCUUAUAUUGCAAAAUACAUGACUUCCACUCAAUACAAAGUGGAUUCUGAUAGAACCAUUGAUGAAUGCAUACUUUAUAUUAGUACUAACUGCAUCUUGGAAAAAGAUGGUAAAGAUGCUUGGAUUUUUGACAUUGAUGACACCCUUCUUUCCACUGUUCCUUACUACAAGCAAAAUGGCUUUGGGGGAAAUAAGUUGAAUGUGACAUCUUUGGAAGAUUGGAUAAGCCAAGGAAAAGGAACAGCAUUAGAUCAUUCCAUGAAGUUGUUCAAUCAUCUUAAAGAACUAGGAGUUAAGAUCUUUCUUGUUUCUUCAAGAAAAGAACAUCUUAGAUCUCCUACCAUUGACAAUCUUGUCCAUGUUGGUUUCUAUGGAUGGACUAGCCUC